Molecule: messenger RNA, 1401 nt
Organism: Notolabrus celidotus (New Zealand spotty)
Lineage: Eukaryota; Metazoa; Chordata; Actinopteri; Labriformes; Labridae
Product: paxillin-like
Exons: 10
Biological process (GO): transforming growth factor beta receptor signaling pathway; endothelial cell migration; substrate adhesion-dependent cell spreading
Source: RefSeq, a predicted model, not a curated record
AGUAGUAGGGUAUGUGUGUUUGUGUUUGUGAGUGUGGUUGAGGCUCGUCGAGCAGCAGGGGAACUUGAAAACUUCACUGCAUUUAGCGAGGAAGAUCUCAUACCGGAGAUUUUAACGAUUGGUCUCUGACUCGGCUGCUUUACCAUCCAGCUGUGAUCGACGGAGGAGGACCGGUUCUCCCGAUUCUCAGCAUUGGAACGAUUUCCGGCCAACAUGGAUGAUUUAGAUGCUUUGUUGGCGGACCUUGAGUCCACAACAUCCCACAUUUCCAAGCGCCCACUCUUCCUAUCUGACGACACCGCCUACUCCAUCCCUGUUGGGGGUCAGAUCCAGCAAGACAUCUGCUCCCCACCCCUAGUCCCACCAGCUCCCUCUGAGCUCAACGGACUAGAUGAAACAGAGUCCUUCAGCUCAGCUCAGAGAAGUCCCUGGUCUAGAGAAAGCGAUAGUCCAACCCAACCCGCUGGUGAAGAGGACCACGUUUACAGUUUUCCUAAUAAGCAGAAGAAUAGUGACUCAUCAGCCAUGAACUCAUCCUUGGGCAGCAACCUGUCUGAGCUGGACCGCCUGCUGUUGGAGCUCAAUGCUGUCCAGCAAAGCACCCCUGCCUUCCCCACAGAAGAGAAGAAACAGCCCCCCACUGCUGCCAGCAGCGUCAUCCACCAUAUCCAGGAGAAUGGAGUCUCUAAUGCAGGCAAGGUGCCUCCACCUGUACUGGAGAAGCCUAAACGUGGUGCAGCAGCUCGAGGAAUAGAGGAUGUACGGCCAAGUGUAGAGAGCCUUCUGGAUGAGCUGGAAAGUUCUGUGCCCUCACCCAUUCCCACACCUUUGGUUGUAUCAGACGAACAAACAGAUGGACAAGAGGAAACACCUGAAAAGCAGCAAGCCAGGAUGUCUGCCUCUUCCGCCACGCGAGAGCUGGACGAGCUAAUGGCCUCGCUGUCUGACUUCAAGGUCCAAAGCAAUAUCCAGUCACAGGGGAAGACUUCUCCCACGGGUCCCCCCAAACCUGCCAACAAGCUGGACAACAUGCUGGGGAGCCUUCAGUCAGAUCUCAACAGACUUGGAGUCCAAACAGUGGCUAAAGGUGUCUGUGGCGCCUGCAAGAAACCCAUCGUUGGUCAGGUGGUGACAGCCAUGGGCAGAACGUGGCACCCCGAGCACUUUGUGUGCACCCACUGCCAGGAUGAGAUCGGCUCCAGAAACUUCUUUGAGCGUGAGGGGCAGCCUUACUGUGAGAAAGAUUACCACAGCCUGUUCUCCCCGAGAUGCCACUACUGUAAUGGACCUAUACUGGAUAAAGUAGUGACUGCAUUGGACAAGACCUGGCACCCAGAGCACUUCUUCUGCGCCCAGUGUGGAGCCUUUUUCGGACCAGAAGGUUUCCAUGAGAAGGAUGGA